Molecule: messenger RNA, 3800 nt
Organism: Morone saxatilis (striped sea-bass)
Lineage: Eukaryota; Metazoa; Chordata; Actinopteri; Moronidae
Product: protein Dok-7-like
Exons: 12
Coding region: 146-2224 (692 amino acids)
Biological process (GO): neuromuscular junction development; positive regulation of protein tyrosine kinase activity
Molecular function (GO): protein kinase binding
Source: RefSeq, a predicted model, not a curated record
ACAGUUAGACAGACACUGGUCAUGCCAUUUUCCGUGCGCCUUGCUGGGGGCGAGUUUGCGCCCCUCUAGCAGAGAGAGCAGCUAUUUUGAAAGUGACCCCUCAUUCAGGCAGCGACUCUGCAGCUGUCAGGAACCAUGACUGAAGAUGACGGAUUCUGUUGUCGUGGAGGGAUAUGCCAGACUCAGAGAUGGGAAAAAGUGGAAAACUAGGUGGCUCGUUCUUCGCAAGCCGUCGCCUGUAGCAGACUGCCUUGUGCUGCUGGUUUUUAAGGACAAGUCUGACAAAGCGCAGGGCAACAAGGAGAGAGCCAGUGUCACCUUGGAGGAGAUCUGCGGUCUGGAAGUGGGACAGUGGUAUGAAGGAGUGGCUUUUACUCUGGCCAUCGUCUGCCUGAACCAAACUGCUCUCCUGGGCUUCGACAGCAAGGAGGCCCUGCAGGCGUGGGAGGUCCGCCUGCGAUACAGCCUCGGAGAAGUUCACAGAUUCAGUGUUGGAGUCUUACCAGGAACCAAGUUGGAGAGUGGACCUGCAACCCUUCAUUUGUGCAACAACUUACUGGCCCUCGCCCGGGAUGUCCCUCCGGUUAUUAUCGGCCACUGGAACCUUCCAGACCUGCGCAGAUAUGGGCCUGUACCCAAUGGAUUUGUGUUUGAGGGAGGAACAAGAUGCGGUUACUGGGCCGGUGUUUUUUUGCUCGCAUCUGCUGAGAGCGAGCAGAUCAGCUUUCUAUUCGACUGCAUCGUCAGAGGCAUCUCCCCCACCAGAGGCCCUUUUGGUCUGCGGCCAGUUCUCCCAGACCCCAGUGCCAGUCAGGCGAAUUCGGAGGAGAGGCUGAACCACGAGGCCCAGGAGCUGGAGAAACGACUGAGCAUGCUCUCUCACAGGAGCAGCACAGCCUCGUCCUCGUACUGCCCGUCAGCCGGGGGAGACGACCGCAGCAUAUCCGGUUCCUCCGACACUUCAGACACCAGCCAAUCAGACUGCAGUAUUAGCAGCCGGCUGGCCAUUUGGACCGAACCGGCCUCCAACCCAUCUGAAAACGUCGGCCACGUGGUCACCAAAGCGCCGUUGCAGAGCAUUGAGAAGCUGUCUGUCAACCAGGGAGGUGGGAACCGGCCUGCUGCCAAGCCCCCCCGCCAGCUUCAGGAGAUCGGCCGCCAGAGCUCAUCUGACAGCGGCAUCGCCACCGGCAGCCAUUCCUCUUACUCUGGAAGUUUCUCCUCCUACACAGGCAGCCUGGAUAUCACCCCCGGGGAAGACUUUGGGUCUGUUUUCAGCUUGCCUCCCCACUUGGCACAAGACCUGAGUCCCUGUACUUGCCUCACUGUCCCUGGACAUGAAUACCAGGUACCAACAUCACUUCGGUAUCUCUAUGACUCUCCCAGGAAUCUGUUACAGGAAGGAGAUGGGGAUGCCAAAGACAAUGAAUCCAGCACUCCAAAUCAGGACACUCCUGCGCCUUCAGGCCUCACAACAGACUCAGAAAAGGGUGAUAAAAGAAGCACCGUGACCUGUGAGGGUCACUCUGAAACUACUAAAACACGGUCAAUAAGUGAACACAUACCAGACCCCUCAGAGGAGAGUAAGAAAAAGGUGGCGCCCUCUAGUGAGCAUCCAGACUCCUGUCAUAUCUGCAGCUCUCUCACAUCUGUCGCCAAAACCAUCGUGACCAUCUGCUCAGUGUGUGGUGGAUUUAAGGGAACACCGUCCAUCCCUGCCAGUGGUUCAGUGAUACCUGCCAUACCAGACAAAAGGCUUAAUAGUAAAGAGGAAAGACGCAGAGCUGAUCCUGCUUAUGAGAUCAUGGAGAGCCGGGCACCGGAGAGGAACUCAGAGGCCGAAGAAAAGAGCAAGUACGAGCUAAUGGGCAGCUAUGGUCAGCAGAGGUUCCUUCAAGAGACUGAAGGUGCAGUGUUCGUUUUCCCCCGAGAGGCACCGCUUCCUGAACGGCCUCGCAGCGAAGGUGUGACAUAUGUGAAUAUUCCUGUUAGCCCCACAUCCAAAAAGCAACUCAACUACAUGGAGCUAGAGCUGCAGGAGCCGGGUCCUGGCACCCGAGGGACUGUCACACAUCUCCCGCCUCAGAGAAAGAGCUCCACCAAGUAUGCCCAGAUUGACAUCACUGCUACAGAGACGGCCCACAAAGUGGGCACACAGCACGCCCUGGGUCGGCAGGAGGGCCUGCACACUCUGGAGCUGAGAAGAAAGGGGACGCCACAUUGACUUCUUCAUCCAUGAAAUGUUGAUCUCAGCAGGAUGUUUUUGCUCAAGACCAGCAUACGUCAAAGUUUGCAAAAACAUGGCUCUGAGGAGGGUUUUUUUUCAGUCCAGACUGUUCCCAAAAGAUCCUCUGAGGUUUUCUGUGGGAUUCGUUCUCCGUUAUGUUCCAUCUUUUGAAUACAAAUGUUUUUUUUGGAAGUUGCUUCAUUCAGUUGUCUGCCCAGUGUCUGUUUCCUCUCAGAUUCAGACUCGCUUCUGUAAUCUCAAAGCAACUUGAAGAUGGAGCCUCCUCAGAAAAGGUUUGGCACAGGUUCAGGAGCAGCAUUUCAAUCUUCGUCUCUUUUGUGGACUCAGGCAUCUCAUUAAAUGGCAUUAUGUCAGUGUCGGAGCCUCUGGCUAAUUUGGAAGUUGUGCCAGUUCUGAGCUGCGUCACCGGCCCCCAGUAAACCCCGAGAGCAGAGGCAUUUCACAGCUGACUCGCGCCAUCACUAAUAACACGCAAUAUGAUGGGGUUUUUUAUGCUUUGUCCCCCAACGAAGCAGGGUGGCUGCAGGAUAGAAGGCAGAGAUGGGGUUUAGAGGUGUUCACACUCAUUUAUUCCUCAGUGAUAACCACAUCAGUAAUUCCACAUGUAGUUGCACAAAACUUUUUAGCAUAAUCAUAUUUGGGGAAACUUUCCAUUCAGUCUUACUCAAAAUGCUGCAAAUUUCAGGCACGCUGUUUCAAAAAAGAAAAAAGAAAAAAAUUAAAGAUUUAUGUUUGUACAAGUAAAAGCAGGAUAAUGAAUGGUUCUGCAUAAUACUUCCACAGUGUGCAUAGGGACUUUUCUUUGCCUGGGUAUAACUAAAGGAUUGGUGUUUAUCAUAGGAACAGAAUCUCAUUGCUGCCAUAUUUUGUCUGAUUCAGUCUAUAUGUAUUAUUAUUUACUGUGGAAAAGUCUUCAUAAACAAUGCAAAACAGAGAAGGUGAAAAUCAUUGGAUUUCACCCAGCAACAAGUGUAUCCAGAACCCACUGUCUGUCACUCAUGGCCUUUCUUUUUCCAAAUUAUGUAUUUGAAGAACGGUUUGAAGUUCUUGUUUUUUUUUAAUUAACAAAAAAAUUUAAAUCCUUUCUAUUAUUCCUAAUUGUGUGUGCACAUAUAGGCAUUUUUACUGAAAUAUAAAAGGAAAUAGUUUAUGUUUUGUAGAACUAUUUCAGUCACCCAUUCUAGUCACUACAUUGCUCUUGUCUCAUGCUUAACUCAAAUUACACUCUAUUGUAAUAUCUGUACUGUAAAUACAUUUUCUUUCUAUUUAGGUGAUGUGGAUUGUUAUGAAAUAUACAUGUGAAGACAUAAUGUAUGUACAGAGAAGAUGUAUUGAAAGAGUUCAUGGACAGUGCCCGUUUCCUAAGGCACUAUUUUUUCCUUGUAAUACUAUUUUUCUUGUAAAUUAUUUAUAACAUUAAGUCAUGCUUUGAUGUGCGUGUUUGGAUUUUUUUUUAGAGCUACAGUAGGUCAUAUAUGGGACGUUUUCCCCCAUGUACAGUUGUAAACCAGUUUAGUACAAUAUUAUAUAAAGCAUUGUUACAAUUGAUGUA